Molecule: messenger RNA, 1528 nt
Organism: Anarrhichthys ocellatus (wolf-eel)
Lineage: Eukaryota; Metazoa; Chordata; Actinopteri; Perciformes; Anarhichadidae
Product: keratin, type I cytoskeletal 13-like
Exons: 7
Coding region: 72-1424 (450 amino acids)
Cellular component (GO): cytoskeleton
Molecular function (GO): structural molecule activity
Source: RefSeq, a predicted model, not a curated record
GACGAAGGGAGAGCUGUGCAUCUUAGUCCAUCUCAUUCUCUCCCAGGCAGACCUCCUCAGCAGUCUUCAACAUGUCAAGAUCCAGUUAUUCCAGCUAUAAUUCAGGCGGCGGUGGAGGCUUUAGUAGAUCGUCUACUAGAACCUCUGGUGGAAGCUUUAUUAGAAGCUCUUCACAACAGCCUUCUUAUGCUUCGAGCAUGCAUGGGGGUGCAGGUGGAACAAAAAUCUCUGUUUCCUCUGGUUUUGGCGGUGGAAGCAGUUAUGGCAUUGGAGGUGGUUAUGGCAUGGGAGGGGGAGGGGGAGGGGGAGGCUUCGGCGGAGGCUUCGGCGGAGGCUUCGGCGGAGGCUUCGGCGGAGGUGGUGGCAUGGACCUCCAUGUUGGGGCCAAUGAGAAGGCCACCAUGCAGAACCUGAACGACCGUCUGUCCAACUACCUGGAGAAGGUGCGCAGCCUUGAGAACGCCAACGGCGAGUUGGAGAUCAAGAUCCGCCAGUUCUUGGAGAGCAAGAGCUCCCCCGCUUCUCGUGACUACUCUGCUUACGAGGCCAUCAUUGCUGACCUGCACGGAAAGAUCCAGAAUGCCACCUGUAUCAAUGGAGGCAUCUAUCUGUCCAUUGACAAUGCAAAACUGGCAGCAGACGACUUCAGAACCAAGUUUGAGAAUGAGCUAGCCAUGCGUCAAUCAGUAGAGGCCGACAUCGCCGGUCUCAAGAGACUGUUGGAUGAGCUGACACUGGCCAGAUCAGACCUGGAGAUGCAGAUAGAAGGCCUCAGGGAGGAGCUGAUCUUCCUCAGAAAGAACCACGAGGAGGAAUUGGCAGCCAUGGGAAGCCAGAUAGGUGGACAGAUCAAUGUGGAGGUGGACGCAAAACAACAGCCAAACCUGAGCGCCAUUAUGGAUGACAUACGUGCACAAUAUGAGGGUGAGGCCAAGAAGAGCCAAAAAGAACUUGAAGUCUGGUUCCAAACACAGACAGAGACGCUGAACAAGGAGGUGGCAGUCAACACAGAAACCCUCCAAACAUCCAAGUCAGAAAUCACAGAGCUCCGUCGUUCAAUGCAGGGCCUGGAGAUCGAGCUACAGUCCCAACUUAGCAUGAAAGCGUCCCUGGAAGGCACUUUAGCUGAGACAGAGGGACGGUAUUCCAUGAUUCUCCAGGGCCUCCAGAUGCAGGUGACGAGCCUGGAGGAACAGCUGAUGCAGCUGCGUUGUGACAUGGAACGACAGGGCCAAGAAUACCAAGUGCUGUUCGACAUCAAGACACGGCUGGAGAUGGAGAUUGCAGAAUACAGGAGGCUGCUGGACGGAGAGGGCAGUGUCAGCACUAAAAGCAGUUCAAAGACCUCCUCUAGCAAGGUGACAAUUGUAACAGAGGAACUGCGGAAUGGCGUGGUGGUGUCCUCCUCUAAAAGCACCAACUAAUUUGUCUCCUGUCACCUGACGACCACAAGCAACGUAUUAAUUACUCAAGUACUACCUUCACAGACACAUGAAAAUGCAAUAAAAGUCCUGUGGUUUGCAAACUA